UUAACAUUAUUAUAGGAAUGGAGAUUGAUAAUUUUUUUUUGUUACAGACCCAAAAGUGGUUCGAUGCUUCUAUACAGCCGCAAGAAGGUACGUUACCGGCGCGAUGGUUACUGUUGGAAGAAGCGAAAAGAUGGAAAGACCACCAGAGAAGAUCAUAUGAAACUGAAGGUGCAGGGAACGGAGUGCAUCUACGGGUGCUACGUUCAUUCAGCCAUCCUGCCAACAUUCCAUCGAAGAUGUUACUGGCUUUUACAGAAUCCCGACAUAGUCUUGGUGCACUACUUGAAUGUUCCGUACCCAGAUGACAACAAGCUAGCGACGGUGGCGCCCAGCCUAGCACUGUGGGCUGACAAAAAGGAGUGGACGAAGGAUGAGCUAGUCAGCCAGUUGAAACCGAUGUUUUUCAGCGAGGAUGAACCAGAUCUCAACAGCGAUUUGGAAAUAUCGGGAAAAAUGUUUCAGACAGCGGAGACAGUUGAAGCAAUUGUUGGCCAGCUGAUGGAGAAGCAACGUGCAGCGAGGGCAGCUGCUUUAGCUCGGCAACUCGAGUGUGGUUGUCCAGACUCCACCUGCCAAGAUUCGAGGACGUGCGCCCAUCCAUUACGAAGGAUGCAAACCGCUAAACCUCCUCCAUCUGAUCACCACGUUUCGUCAACUACGGGUCCUUCACCAAGACCUAUGGCACAGCCACCAAGACAGUAUACACGAGAUCAUCGACCCUCAACACAAUCGUCGCCGUUGCUGCUCUCCUUAGGUCAGAUACAGGGAGGCGGAGGAUUACUCAUAUUGAAUGGAACGAGUAAUAGUUCACAGCAACACUCAUCGCUAGUUUCGCCUCUAUCAGUAACGUCCUUUGUGUGUGAAGAGCCAAGGGAAAGGUAUCGACAGCAAUAUAAACCGACAUUUGUCCUGAAAAGGGAAAUUCCUGAUAGUCAACAGACUACAGGAAUAAAUGCCACUGAGUCGACAUUCGAAGUAGAAACUCGUGUUGAAGAAAAGGUAGAAGUAGAAAAUUUUGAUAGGAAAAUUAAAAUUGAGCCAAGAAGUCGGAAUCAUAUAGUUGCUAGUGCACCAACUACGCCGUCUCGGUACCCCGAUUUAGUUGAACGCUUAGAAAAUAAAGUACAGGUGGAAAACUGUGAUGAUACGUUAAUACUGUUAGGAACAGAUGGCCAUUUAGAAACUUCUAGUGGAUUUUUUGAUGAAACAUUGGAAUUAUCUCAUGAAGAUAUACAAAAAACUUUGUCAGCAAAUAUGCCAACUUGUGAGUUGGAUCGAAGUGUAGUGAGGUCUGAGACAGCUAAUGUUAUGGUAUCUGGAAUAGAUACGAUGGAUUUCAUUGAAAGUUGUGAAGCAGUAGCAUCACCUACACAUGUCGUAGAUGAUAAUGUAUUUGUAAAUCUGGACGCUUUUGAUAUGCUCGGUGAUUUUCCAGAAUUGGAAGUAUUAGAUCCAAGUACCAUAUCAACGAACCCUGUGACUUUGUGCGGUAAUUCUCCUCCGGCUGAAGAAAAUAACGAUAAAAUGCAAACUGAUAGUCCAGGUGAAGGUGCUUUGAGCAUCACAGAUUAUUCUCCAGAAUGGGCGUAUCCUGAAGGAGGCGUAAAGGUGCUAGUAGCAGGGCCUUGGACGGAUACUUCAGAUCAAUAUACUAUUCUCUUUGAUAACUUUCCGGUGCCCUCAAUUUUAGUACAAAAUGGCCUUCUUCGAUGCUAUUGUCCUGCUCACGAAGCUGGUUUAGCAGCAAUGCAGGUAGCUCGUGGAGGCCGCGUUGUCUCUGACACGGUAGUGUUUGAAUAUAAAGCUGGUCCAGUUCUAGCGCCAUCAUCGCCAGCUUCAGCGCCUCUACCAUCGUUGGAUUUUAGACGUUUUUCGCUACUACAGCGCUUACAGCGUCUACACGAACGCUUACAAUUGAAAACGGAACCUAUGGAUGAUAACAAUCAGAUAGAAGACGUUAAGCUAUACACUAACCCAAAAUUUGAAGACCGUUUAGUAUCAUUUUGCCAAUUGAUAAGCAGUAGGUCUUUCGGGAAUUCAGAGGGCUUUACUACAGACCCUGGGGAAGACAGCUCAACGAUCCUGCAUUUGUCUGCAGCUUUGGGAUAUACGAAGCUGACAACAGCGUUGUUGCGAUGGAGGCAAGAUGACAAUAGCUUAGCUUUAGAAAAGGAAGUCAAUUUAGGUGCAAGAGACUGCGAUAACUGCACGCCAUUGAUGCUCGCAAGUGCGGCGGGGCACGUGGAGACCGCAGUGGUGCUGGCGCGCUGGAGCGCGGGCACGCGGCGCGAGGCGGGCGCGCGCGCCGCCGCCGCCGCCGCGCGCCGCGCCGGACACGCGCGCCUCGCCGCGCUGCUCGACCGCAUACACCCGCCCGCCGGCGACGCGGUCUUCCGGCGGCCGCACAGCUUGUCCCAAAAGAGCCGGGUUGGAAGCUUAGAGAGUAAUCUCGUGAAGAGACCGUCAAUUGAUAGUGGCAUCAACAUGGCUGAUGCCUUCAGAUCCAGUUCUGCUAUAGACAGGAACGAUAGCAGUUCUUCAGCCAGAUGGGAGAGAAGUAUGUCAUUACCAUUAGAUUCCGACAAUUCCGAAGAUAGCCUCGGCGAUUCCAAAAUCGGACGAAGGAUGGAUCUCGCUCUCUGGGAGCAGGAUGACCGAGUGUUUACGUUGGCAGAGCAGAUCAUAGCGGCUAUGCCAGAAAGAAUAAAGAACGAAAGCUCUUCGCUUCUAAGCGGCUGCGACCUGGACAGCGGCGCCGGAGGCAGCGAGGACGCGCUGAUGGUGCCCCUCCUUGACGACACCACCACCUUCAGCAGCGACUUCAGCUUCGAGUUCUGUGACAAUACUUACAGAUACUGCGGCGGUUCGACCCCAUGUUCUUCAGGAUCAGUGUCGCCGGGGUCAGCGCUGUCCCCUCCUCCAGAGUCACCGCGGACUUCACUACCCACGUCAUCAGCAACUCUUCAGGAAUUCUUGAACACUACUACGCAUUUUUCAAGUCUCACUCUCAAUGAUCGCGAGCAACGCGAGUUGUACUCGGCCGCGAUAACCAUCCAGAAGGCGUACCGCCAGUACCGCGGCCGGCAGCUGCAGCGGCGUGCCGCCGCCGCCGCCAUCACCAUACAGAACUGCUAUCGGCGCUACAAGCAGUUCGCGUACCUGAAGCAGAUGCACGCGGCGGCGACGGUGAUCCAGCGCGGCUACCGCUCGCUGCGGGAGCGCCGCCUCGUCGCCGCGCCCGUCAAACGGACAUACUCUCAGAGGCGUCAAAAUCAGGCAGCGAGAAAAAUACAACAAUUUAUGAGGCAGUCCAAAAUCAAGUUGCAGAGCGAACGAGCCGCAAACGCGAAGGUGGCCCGGCUAUCCCCGGAUGCCCACCAAAACUUGUCGCAGCCCACCACCAGUACAGCACCCACGCCCAAUAGAAUCAUUGACUACUUAGCACCUGAAUCACCAAUGGACGCAGAUGAUGACCUUUUGAUCGAGCUUCUGUUUAAAAUGUGA
Molecule: messenger RNA, 3504 nt
Organism: Melitaea cinxia (Glanville fritillary)
Lineage: Eukaryota; Metazoa; Arthropoda; Insecta; Lepidoptera; Nymphalidae
Gene: Camta
Product: calmodulin-binding transcription activator 2
Exons: 19
Coding region: 64-3504 (1146 amino acids)
Biological process (GO): regulation of transcription by RNA polymerase II
Cellular component (GO): nucleus
Molecular function (GO): double-stranded DNA binding; protein binding; transcription coregulator activity
Source: RefSeq, a predicted model, not a curated record